UGUCGUAUGACUGCUGACGAUUAUACAAUAUUUAUUCAUUUUAAGUUCUUAUGGAAUUAUUAGUCUAUAUCACUGUCUGUAACUCUCUUUUAUUCGGAAAUCUAUAGUGUUGACUAACCUGUCAGAGGCAACGUAACGUAUCUAGCAUUAGCUAACAGUAGUAAACGUUAGUUUGAAAUUCAUCACCAAGGAUUUAGAGAUCUUGGAGUAAAGUCAGUUUAAAAAUCUUGCUGACAGGGCAAAGACAUGGAUAGUAGUGAGGGUCCCGCUCUAAGGCCCGUGACGUUGGAUAUCACUGAGGUGGCUGAGCCUGAGAGGCCCCAGGAUCCAGUGUCUGCCCUAACGGAGGCCAGUUCAUCCUCCACUUUCCCAGCCACCGAUGUCCUCUUCCCGGAGGAGAGCAUUGACCUUGGCGGGGAGCCCUUCAGCUCUCCCCAGGAUGACAGCUUGGCUUCAGGCAGCCUGAUGGACAAACUUAAUGACCAGAUGAUGGAGAGUGUCAUGAUCUCAGACUCGCCUAAUAACAGCGAGGAGGAUGAUGUGGUUCCUAUGGACUCACUGCUGGAGCAGUUUGAGGAGAGUCAGACACCAGAAUCCAAAGAGCCCGAUGGGGAGGGAGUGGGAGAAAAAUUGGAACCUGAGUCCACUGAAGAACAAACCACGACUGAAGUCAAGAUAGAAUCACUGGAUGACUCCUCUACAACUGCAGAGGAAAAGGUAGAGGAAGAGAAGAUUGAAGAGAUGAAAGAGGAAGAAACAGAGGAAGAUGAAAAGGAAACUUUCGCCUCUGUCCAGCCACCAGAAGAUUCACCCAGCUCCGGUAGUCCCGAGGCCCAGGAAGUCACGUUGGGAGCUAGCCAGCUGACCACCAAGGAGGAGUCAAUCCCGGUGUGCACAAUCUUCAACCAGGGGCAGCCACCCAAAAUGCUGGUCCCUGACGGCUUCCAGCCCACGCUGGUGAAAUCGCCCAGCUUCAGCAGUGUCAGCGUGAACGCUGAGACACCCAGUAAGCUGGCGCCCCUCGUGUGCCAGCCCAGCCCCAGCCUAAGCAAGUUCUUCGCCGACGUCAACGUCAACCCCGCCUCAGACUUCUUCGACUCCUUCACCACCUCGUCCUCCUUCAUCUCCGUCAGCAACCCCAACGCCGAGUCACCCAAAGCAUCCACUACCCCCGAACACCAGGUCUCCUCCUCCACAGGCUCUUCACUGCCCGUCGCGGCUCCUCAAGAGAGUACCACACCCGGCUCCUAUUUCUCUGCCCCCCCAGCAGACAGCACCCCAAAGCCCCCUCCGACAGGCCCAGCCGAAGCCACCCCACCGAUGUUCUCCAAGCUGCAGGCUGUGUUCUCAGGCAGCGACGACCCCUUUGCCACGGCGCUGAGCAUGAGCGAGGUAGACAGACGCUGUGACUCCUGGCUACCCUCAGAGGAGACCAAGAAGGUGCUCGUGUCUGUGGCCGCCCAGCAGGUCAACCCUAUGUACGUGGAGAGGGAGCGUCUGUCCAUGCCGGGACUGAAGUUCGACAAUUUACAAGGUGAUGCAGUGAAGGACCUAAUGCUGCGUCUCCUGGGAGACCAGGCAGCGACAAAGAGGCAGGUCCUUACUGCCAACUCCGUGGAGCAGUCCUUCCUGGGCCUGAAGCAGCUAAUUAGCACCAAGAACUGGAGGGCAGCCGUGGACCUGACGGGCCGCCUGCUGACGGCGCACGGACAGGGCUACGGCAAGAGCGGGCAGCCCACCAGCCACACCACCGACUCCCUGCAGCUCUGGUUCGUGCGGCUGGCCCUGCUCACCAAGCUCAGCCUCUUUCAGAACGCCGAGCUGGAAUGCGAACCCUUCGGCAAUCUGGACCUGCCGGACCUGUACUACGAGUACUACCCGUCCGUCUACCCGGGCCGACACGGUUCAAUGGUUCCCUUCUCCAUGCGUGUCCUGCACGCGGAGCUGCCUCAGUACCUUGGGAAGCCCCAGGAGUCUCUGGACCGGCUGCACAGGAUGAGGACUGUCUGUCAGAAGAUCUUGGAUAAUUUAGAGGAGGGCCUGGCCGAAGAUGGCAGCAUGAUGAACCUGACUCAGGAGAACAGGCAAGCCUCCAUUCAGUUGUGGAGGUCACGUCUGUGCCGGGUGAUGUACUCCAUGGCAAACUGUCUGCUAAUGAUGAAGGACUAUGUGCUGGCUGUGGACACGUACCACUCCAUCAUCCAAUACGAGCCCCAGCAGAAGGUGCAGCUGCUCAGCGGCAUCGGCCGCAUUUUCCUGCAGAUUGGGGACAUUAAGACUGCAGAGAGGUAUUUCCAGGAGGUGGAAAAAGCCUGCCAGGCAAAGGAAGGGGGGGAGAUGCAGGAUACUUCAGUGCUGAUGAAUAGGGCAUUUGUUUACCUCAGUCAGAAUAACUAUUCUGAGGCGCACACGUGCUUCUCUGGUGUACUGAAAAUUGAUCCCAAGAACCCUGUGGCCAACAACAACGCGGCGGUGUGCCUCCUCUACCUGGGCCGUCUGAAAGAGUCCCUGCGGCAGCUGGAGAGCAUGGUGCAGCAGGACCCGGCGCUCUACCUGCACGAGAGCGUCCUCUUCAACCUUACCACCAUGUACGAGCUGGAGUCGUCCCGCAGCACCCAGAAGAAGCAGGCGCUGCUGGAGGCGGUGGCCUGUCGCGAGGGGGACAGCUUUAACACCCAGUGUCUCAAGCUGGUCUAGGGGUGCCCCCGCCGCUGGCCAGACACGGGUUGUUCAUGAAGGUCUCCCACACCAGGCAGAGAGCCAGGGCCAGGCAGGAUCCCUGAUUGGGCAUUAACUCGCUUAUACCACAUGGGCCAAAAGGGUGCCAGCUCCCCUGGCCAUCUGCUAGACCUAAUGUUUUGGGGUUUUGUUUUUGUGUGUUUUUUUUUUUUUUUGUGUUGGGUUUGGAUGCAACUGGUGGUCUGACUGACUGAAUGGGCGAUCAAUUGGAGUGCUAAUGAAUGUGAGUCACUGAAGGCCAGGGAGAGUCCCUGUGGUCCCAACACAUGCUCAGGCUUCACCAGUAGCAGCAGAGCUUUCUGGAGUGCAGGAUGAUCCCAAGACCAAAGCAAACGACCAAUAGCAGUAAACCACCAUGGAAUGAAUGGUCAAGUUGCAUUUUAAAGUCUGUUUAUUUUCUUGAACACUAAAGGGUGUAGUAUUUGGUUUAGGUAAAACAACACAUAUCUCGUGAAAAAAAGGAAUGUAAAGUAUUUGUAUGAUCCAAAAAUGUACAUAUUUUAUAAUAAUGAAAGAAUCAAGAUUUAAGAUCACCUCUUAAAUUGUUAUAUUAUGUGAAUGAUUCUUGAAUGCUGGUUGCUGUUUACAUUCUGUGUUAAUCUUAAUCACUAUCUGUACUGUAUGACAGUUGAUUUUAGAAAAAGAAUCAUGUUCAUCCAAAUAAACUUGUACUGAUCUUUAA
This is a messenger RNA of Clupea harengus (Atlantic herring), 3421 nucleotides long. RefSeq names its product trafficking protein particle complex subunit 12 (gene trappc12). The transcript has 12 exons. Bases 247 to 2697 code for a protein of 816 amino acids. The record is from RefSeq and is a predicted model, not a curated record. Gene Ontology annotation, molecular function: protein binding. Lineage: Eukaryota; Metazoa; Chordata; Actinopteri; Clupeiformes; Clupeidae. Gene Ontology annotation, cellular component: TRAPP complex; Golgi apparatus.